AUGAGCGGCAGAAGCGGAGGAGCCGGACACGUGUCGUCGUUUCGUUCGCUAAAGCCCCUGAAUUUGAGGAGCGAGGAGUCGCGGAAAGCGGCGAUCCCGCUGGGGCCGGAGGGCGCGGUGAUGCACGGGCGGCUCGACAACGGCGUGACGUACUACGUGCGCCGCAACGCCAAGCCGCAGCACCGCGCCGCGUUGGCGCUGGCGGUCCGCGUGGGGUCCCUGGCGGAGGAGGAGGCGGAGCGGGGAGUGGCGCACAUACUGGAGCACCUAGCCUUCAGCGCCACGAGGCGCUACAGCAACCACCACAUCGUGCGCUUCCUCGAGAGCAUCGGCGCCGAGUUCGGCGCGUGCCAGAACGCGUACACGUCAGCGGACGAGACGGUGUUUGAGCUGCAGCUGCCCGUGGAUAAGCCCGAGCUGCUGCCGCACGCCAUCUCCAUUCUUGCUGACUUUGCCAGCGAGAUCCGAGUAUCGGAGGAGGAUGUGGAGAAGGAGAGGGGAGCGGUGCUGGAGGAGUGGCGGGAGAGGAGGAACGCCAUGGGGCGCAUGCAGGACGCACACUGGCAGCUGCUCAUGCGAGGCAGCAAGUACGCGGAGCGGCUGCCCAUCGGCCUGGAAUCGGUGAUUCGCGGCGUGCCAGCGGCCGCUGUGAAGAGCUUCUACCACACGUGGUACCACCCCGCUAACAUGGCCGUGGUUGCUGUGGGGGACUUUCCCGAUGCCCAGGCAGUGGUGGCGCUCAUAGCAGAGCACUUUGCCGCCAAGCUGCCGCUCUGCCCCUCGGCGCUGUCAGCAGUGCCAGAGGAGCCCUUCCACGCGCACUCGCAGCCGCGCUUCUCCGUCUUCGUCGAGCGCGAGGCUGGCGGGUCAGCAGUGAUGGUGACGUGCAAGGCGCCCGUGCACGCCAUGGUGACCCCCAUGGACUACAGGCAGUAUCUGGUGGAGGAGCUGUUCCAGGCCGCCCUCUCGCACCGCCUCUUCCUGCUCUCCCGCCGCCCCGACCCGCCCUUCUAUGCCGCUGCCGCCACGGUGGAGGCUUUAGUCAAGUCCACGCGCUCCUUCUCGCUCAGCGCCAGCUGCCAGGACAAGGGCACUCUCAAGGCGCUGGAGGCGCUGUGGAUGGAGGUCGCGCGAGUGCAAGUGCACGGCAUCUCGGAUCGAGAGCUGGCGAUGGCACGGGUGCAGUGCCUGGCGGACGUGGAGUCGGCAUACGUGGAGAGGGAGCAGACGUACAGCGAGGCGCUCCGGGAGGAGUACAUGGCGCACUUCUUGAGGGACGAGCCCUCGCCCGGCAUUGAAUACGAGGCACGACUGGCCAAGGCGCUGCUGCCAGGCAUCACAGCAGCAGAAGUGGCAGCAGUUGCAUCAGAAAUCUCCCCCAGCAGCAGCUGCGUGGUGAAGAUCGUGGAGGCCAAGGCACAGGCCACCGUGGAGGCGAUCCAAGGCGUCAUCGCUCGGGUCAUGCGCGCCAAGGAGGCCACUGUGGCUGCCAUGCGCGCCAAGGAGGCCACUGUGGCUGCCAUGCGCGCCAAGGAGGCCACUGUGGCUGCCAUGCGCGCUGACGAGGCGAAGCGGGGUGCUGUGGAGGCUGACGAGGCGAAUAAGGGUGCUGUGGAGGCUGACGAGGCGAAUAAGGGUGCUGUGGAGGCGAAGGAGGCGGCUGACAGGGAGAGGGAUGGGGAGGAUUUGACAGGAGUGGUGGAGAGUGGUGGGGAGGGAGGAGGGAAAGAAGGGGAACGAGGAGAGGGGAAGGGUGUAGAGGCAGGAGAGGGAGGAGGAGAGGAGGAUGGCGGUUUGGAGGGUGGGGGUGGGGUGGAAGGAGGAGGAGAGGGGGCAGAAGCAACAGCAACAGCAGCAGCAGCAGGAACAGCAACAGUAGCAGCGGAAUCUGGGAACGUGGCAGUGGGGGGUGAGCCAGCAGCAGCAGGAGAGGGGGCUGCAGCAGCAGCAGCAGCAGCAGCGGGGGGUGAAGGUGAAGAGGCGGUGGAGCUGAUAGAGCCGUGGACGCUGGAUGACAUUCCCGAGAGCAUCGUGCAGACACCACCCGUACCGGGGGAGGUGGAGGAGCAGAGGGAGUAUCCGGGUCUGGGAGUGACGGAGCUGAGGUUAUCCAAUGGCAUGCGCGUGGCAGUCAAAUGCACCGACUUCCUUGACGACCAGAUCCUGAUAUCCGGCUAUGCAUACGGGGGUCUCUCGGAGGUGUCCGAAGCCGAGUACUACACGGCAGCCAUGGCGCAGAGCAUCGCGGGGGAGGCGGGCAUAUUCGGCCACCCGCCAGCUGUCAUGGCGGAGCUGCUGGCCGGCAAGCGCGUGGAGGUGGGCGGCAAGCUGUCGUCCUACAUGCGUGUGUUCUCGGGGGAGUGCUCCCCGGACGACCUUGAGACGGCUCUGCAGCUGGUGUACCAGCUAUUCACGUGCAGCAUCACGGCAGAGGCGAAGGACAUAGCGCUCAUCAAGCAGAUGACCAGGGAGGCCGUGCGUGGGCAGCAGCGCGACCCCUUCACUGCCUUUGCCAACCGCGUGCGCGAGAUCAGCUAUGGCCGCAGCUACCAGUUCAAGCCAAUCACAGAGUCGGAUCUGAAGAGGGUGGAUUACAGCAAGGCGUGCGAGUACUUCGAGCGGGCGUUCAAGGACCCAUCGCCCUUCACGGCCGUUAUCAUCGGCAGCACACGCCUAGAGCAGGCCCUGCCCCUCAUCAAGCAGUACCUGGGCGGCAUCCCAGUGCCCUCCCCACCAGCCGCCAUGCCACGCUACGAGCGCGACUCGCUCACAGCGCUGCCCUUCAAGUUCCCCGACUCCCUCAUCCGGGAGGAGGUGAGGAGGGUGAUGGUGGAGGCGCAGGGCUACACGCAGAUCACCUUCCCCCUCAACAUCCCCGCCAGCCCCAAAGUCGUGGAGGAAACCAUGUGGGUGGGCUUCCUCACGAAGCUGCUGGAGACGCGGGUCAUGCAGCUGCUGCGAUUCAAACACGGCCAGAUCUACACGGUGUCGGCAUCGUCCUUCCUGGGGGGGGCGCGUCCGUCCCGCCAGGGCGGGGUGAGGGGGGACCUGGCAGUCGCAUUCUCCUGCGACCCCACCACUGCCUGGUCACUCGUGGACCUGAGUGUGGCGGAGAUAGAGCGCGUGCAGAGGGAGGGGCCGGAGGAGGCGGAUGUGAAGACGGCACGGGAGUUGGAGCAGCGCGCGCACGAGAUGGGGCUGCAGGAGAACUCCUUCUGGCUCGACCGUGUGGUGCGCGCGUACCAGACUCGCCUGUACGACGGCAACGUGGAUGAAUCGUUUCAGACACUGGAAGACAUUCGCCUGCGUCUCAUCAGCCAGCUCAGCGCUGACUCAGUCCGUGCCAUGCUGACUCAGCUACUCCCAGUGCCGUGCUCCAAGCAGUACACAGCUGUCAGCCUCGUGCCCACACAGCCCCUUUGGCGCCGCCUGCUGUCGCUGCCGCCCAAGCAGAACCCAGGCCUCACAUCCGAAUCCAAAGCACUGCUUGCUGUGCUGGCUGCUGCUGCAAUUGGAGUGGCUCUGUGGCGGUGCCGACCAAGGCACUAG
Messenger RNA from Closterium sp. Naga37s-1, 3549 nucleotides. The record is from the annotation of a GenBank genome assembly. Lineage: Eukaryota; Viridiplantae; Streptophyta; Zygnematophyceae; Desmidiales; Closteriaceae.